AUGUUGAAGGGUGUAACGAGUUUUCUACAAUACCUGAGAGAAGUCCACAUUAAAGAGUUGCCAGUGCCCAGCUCCGUGAAAGUGGUCUAUGGUAACGAAUCUGCCGACUUUGACUCGGUAGUAUCUGCCUUGGCAUAUGCCUAUUGCAGCUUCCAGAUGCAUCCUGAGGAUCCUCUGAUCCCAAUAGUCAAUAUUCCAAAGAAAGAGCUGUUUUUAAGGAGAGAUAUCGUUCGUGCUCUCGAGAGAUCAAAGGUUAGUGAAGAUCUACUAUUCUUUGCCGAGGAUUUGAAGUCACUGAAGGAAAGAUUUGGACCGUUGACAGCUGUACUAGUGGAUCACAACUCCGUGGAGGCUACUAUGGGGCCGUACAUUGCUGCCGUUGUUGGGGUCGUCGACCAUCACAAGGAUGCAGGGCUACAUCCUGAUGUCAAACCCAGAGUAAUUAGAACAGCAGGUAGUUGUUCAUCUUUGGUGAUCAGAUAUUGGCAUAAGUACCUUCCUGUGUCGGCUUUCAAGGAUAUCGGUCUUUUGUGUCUUGGGGCAGGCUUAAUCGACACCUCCAAUUUCAGUUCUAAAGUUGAAGACCCAGAUAAAGAAGCAUUGAAUCUGUACGAAAAAUUGUUCCCAGAUCUCGAUAGAGAGUUAUUCUACAAGCAGAUAAAACGCGAUAAGGAUGACCUCAGUGGGUUCUCUAUCGAAAACAUACUUAAGAAGGACUAUAAGCAAUUUGAAGUGCAGGAUUCGGGGGCCGAGAAUAAAAUACUAAUUGGAAUUUCAUCAGUCGUGAAGCCAUUGUCAUGGUUUUAUGAGAAUUUCGGCGGUGAGUCUAGAUUCAGAGACGAAUGUGUAAAGACCCAAACUCAAAGAAUGGUUGAUCUGUACAUUGUGAUGACGGCCUGGAUGGACGGAGGCACAUUCAAGCGUGAAUUAGUGAUUCUCUCCAGCGCUCCAGAGCUCUGCCAAGAUAUAGUUGAAAACAUCUCGGAUACUUUGCAACUCGAGGAUAAGAGCUUGACGACCAAGACCGCCUCAUCUCCACAAUAUUAUAGAACAUUUCAGCAGCUAAACACGUCAGCGAGCCGGAAACAAGUCGCACCCUGUGUGUCGCAUGCAUUUCAAAAUAUCAAGCUGUGA
Molecule: messenger RNA, 1134 nt
Organism: Torulaspora delbrueckii
Lineage: Eukaryota; Fungi; Ascomycota; Saccharomycetes; Saccharomycetales; Saccharomycetaceae
Gene: PPX1
Product: exopolyphosphatase
Exons: 1
Coding region: 1-1134 (377 amino acids)
Cellular component (GO): cytoplasm
Molecular function (GO): exopolyphosphatase activity
Source: RefSeq, a predicted model, not a curated record